Messenger RNA from Aureococcus anophagefferens, 1929 nucleotides. RefSeq lists its product as hypothetical. Gene Ontology annotation, molecular function: transferase activity, transferring alkyl or aryl (other than methyl) groups; pyridoxal phosphate binding. Lineage: Eukaryota; Pelagophyceae; Pelagomonadales; Pelagomonadaceae. The transcript has a single exon. The coding region runs from base 1 to 1929 and encodes 642 amino acids. Gene Ontology annotation, biological process: transsulfuration. The record is from RefSeq and is a predicted model, not a curated record.
AUGCCGCGCGGCUACACCUCGUCGCUGCUGGCCCGGGCGCGCGCCGGCAGCUCCCCCACUCGCGGCGUGCGGGCGGCGGCGCUGAGCACCGCACCGCCCGCGCCGCCGCCGCCGCCGCUGCGCUACUCCGACGACUACCUGCGCGGGGUCCUCGGCUCGGUCGAGACCAUCGCCGUCGUCGGCGCCUCCGCGGACUGGAAGCGGCCGAGCUACUUCGCGAUGAAGUACCUGCAGCACAAGGGCUACCGCUGCGUGCCGAUCAACCCCAAGGCGGCGGCGGCGGGCGAGGAGAUCCUCGGCGAAACCGCGUACGCGUCGCUCGACGCCGCGGCGGAGGGCGCGCUCGGCGGCGCGGCCUUCGACAUGGUCGACGUCUUCCGCAACGCCGACGCGGCGCCCGCCGUCGCCGCGGACGCCGUCGCGCACGGCGCGAAGGUGCUCUGGCUCCAGCUCGGCGUGCGCCACGACGGCGCGGCCGCCGCCGCGGAGGCCGCGGGCCUGCGGGUCGUCCAGGACCGCUGCCCCAAGAUCGAAUUCGCGCGGCUCUACCGCGAGCUCGGGUGGCACGGCUUCAACUCCGGCGUGAUCUCGAGCCGGCGCGUCGAGCGCGGCGGCGGCGGCGGCGCGGCCGCGGACGGCUUCGUGUCGGCCGACGCCGGCUUCGAGACGCGCGCGGUGCACGCGGGCGCGCGCGUCGACCCGACGACGGGCGCGCGCGUGACUCCCAUCUACCAGAACACGUCGUUCGUCUUCGACGACGCGGACCACGCGGCGUCCUUGUUCAACCUCCAGACCUUCGGCAACAUCUACGGCCGGCUGUCCAACCCGACGACGGCCGUGCUCGAGGAGCGGGUCGCCGCGCUCGAGGGCGGCCGCGGCGGCACGUGCACCGCGUCGGGCCACGCGGCGCAGGUCGUCGCGUUGUUCGCGCUCAUGGCGCCGGGCGACCGCCUCGUCGCGUCGAACAAGCUCUACGGCGGCUCGAUCACGCAGCUCGGCAAGACCAUCCGCAAGUUCGGCUGGGCGUGCGACUUCGUCGACGCCGACGACCACGCCGCCGUGCGCGCCGCGCUCGCCGAGGACCCGGAGAAGACGAAGGCGCUCUGGGUCGAGUCGCUCGCGAACCCGGGCGGCGUCGUCUCCGACCUCGAGCCGCUCGGCGCGGCGGCGGCCGACGCGGGCGUGCCGUUCAUCGUCGACAACACGAUGGCGACGCCCUACCUCUGCCGCCCCGUCGACUGGGGCGCAUCGCUCGUCGUCCACUCGACGACCAAGUUCCUGUCGGGCCACGGCAACGCGCUCGGCGGCUGCGUCGUCGACGCGGGCACCUUCGACUGGUCGGCGACGCCGGGCAAGUUCCCGAGCCUCGCCGAGCCCGAGCCGGCGUACCACGGCCUCAAGUUCCACGAAAGCUUCGGCGACCUCGCCUUCACGACCUUCUCCCACGCGGUCUCGCUGCGCGACCUCGGCCCGACGAUGGCGCCGAUGAACGCCUGGCUGACGGCGCAGGGCAUCGAGACGCUCGCGGUGCGCAUGGAGCGGCACGUCGCCUCCGCGGCCGCGGUCGCCGCGUUCCUCGAGUCGCACCCGAAGGUCGCGUGGGUGUCGUACGCGGGGCUGCCCUCGUCGCGCUACCGCGGCCUCGCCGCCAAGUACCUGCCGCGCGGCGCCGGCUCCGUCUUCACCUUCGGCGUCGAGGGCGGCUACGACGCCGGCGUGCGCGUCGUCGAGCGCUGCGGCCUGCUGUCGCACCUCGCGAACAUCGGCGACACGCGCUCGCUCAUCCUGCACCCAGCAUCCACGACGCACCGCCAGCUCGCCGACGAGCAGCGCGUCGCGGCGGGCGCGGGCGACGACGUCGUGCGGCUGAGCAUCGGGCUCGAGAGCGUCGACGACAUCAUCGCCGACCUCCGCGGCGCGCUCGAAUGA